CCACUAGAUGGCGAUCGAAAUGUUUGGUUUCACUUUUCAGUACUUGUGAGGCACGCUUGUUCCAGUCAGUAGUGAGAAGACGUUCCUGGGUGUUUUUGUUAGCCGUUUGUAUUUCAAAUGAAUGUGCGCUGUGGUGGAACAUCUGAGGCGAAAGAUGCCAAUGAAGAGAUAAAGUCUCAUGCCGAGGAUAAAGCUGAGCGCAAGUUUGACAUUUUCACUGCCAAAUCUUUUAAAACACAAGUUGUUGCGGGGACAAAUUACUUCAUUAAGGUGCAUGUAGGUGGGGAUGAGUACAUUCAUCUACGUGUCUAUAAAACUCUGCCCUAUGCUGGAGAAAAACUGAAGCUGCACAGCAUUCAGACAUCCAAGGCUCAUCAUGAUCCCAUUGAGUACUUCUGAAUGAAACUAAGAAAAUCAUAAUAUUGCCUAAAAUUCUCAUGAAUCUCACGGUUGCCAUUUUACCCGAUAGUGGGAUCACUACCUGCAAUGACACUAACUGUGAAUUAGGUAAUCCUUUAAAUACAUGUUUCCAUUAUGUGUGUGGCAUAGCUGUAAAAUAACAGUUUUCCAUCCCACACACUCAAAACAUCACUUAACUCACAUCUAGUUACCUAUGUCAGUAGUUUGGUCUUUGUAAUUAGUGAUACUGAUGCAGUUGAUAGGUAUUUUAUACCGAACUGGCUGUAAUGUACAUUAUUUACAUAAAGUACAUGGAUGGACAGUUUUGUUUUUGGUGGCAAAGUGGACUUUUUGCACUUGUUAUUUAAGUCAUCAUAAAAGUGCAUGAUAAUGUCAGCCGGGUUCCAUAAGAUAUGCUUAAACCCAGGGUUUUUCAAACUGGGGUCCAGGGAUACCCAGGGGAGGCAAUGGCAUGCUAGAUGGUGCAUGGAGAAGUUUAGCAAACAGUGGGGGAAAAAUGUUUUAAAUAAA
Messenger RNA from Sinocyclocheilus anshuiensis, 930 nucleotides. Its product is annotated as cystatin-B-like. The coding region runs from base 118 to 399 and encodes 93 amino acids. Gene Ontology annotation, molecular function: cysteine-type endopeptidase inhibitor activity. Gene Ontology annotation, cellular component: cytosol. The transcript is spliced from 3 exons. NCBI's taxonomy places the organism in Eukaryota, Metazoa, Chordata, Actinopteri, Cypriniformes, Cyprinidae. The record is from RefSeq and is a predicted model, not a curated record.